AUGGUCAAGGUCGCCAUCGCAGGAGGCACAGGCGGUCUUGGUCGUGAAGUCAUCGAUGCUCUACUCGCCAAAGGCAAACACCAAAUUAUCGUUCUGACACGACAGGAUCCGACGCAAGUGACUGUACCGGACGGCGUACAAGCGAUUCAACUGGAGUAUAACCAGAAAAGUCAGAUCGUUGAUGCAUUGCGAGGUGUUGAAACUGUCUUUUCUUUCAUUAUCACGGGAAAGGACCCGGGCAAUGUUGCGCAAAAGAACCUGAUUGAUGCGUGUGUGGAAGCCAAGGUCAAACGAUUUGCACCUAGCGAGUGGGUAGGGGCGUCAUCGACAGGAACUCCGUGGUAUGCGGGAAAGGCAGCCAUCGCAGCAUAUCUCGAGGAGAUCAAUGCUGAAAGGAAGGUCCUCGAGUACUGUAGGUUCAUGCCAGGCCUUGCCCUUGACUACCUCGCGUACCCGAAGCAGACCUGCAAACACUUCCCGAACCUCGGGAUGCAAGUCGAUUUCUUCAACUGUCGCGCAAUCUUGCUCAAGGAAGACAAUCCUGGCCGCUUCGGGCUGACGACAGUGAACGACAUCGCCGCGGUCGCAGCUGAAGCAGUGGAUUAUGCCGGAGAGUGGCCUAUCGACGGCGGCAUGCAUUCAGUCAUGUUGUCAGCCCCCGAGUUGGUUGAGAUUGGUGAAAGGCUUAGAGGCAAGAAGUUCGACAUUGAGUACGUAACAUUGGCGCAGGCGCGAGCUGGUCGGCUUCCCACUUCUUGGGCUGCCGAUUUCAAUCACGCUGCCAUACCAGAGCAAUUUAGAGAGUCUUGGAGCCGCACAUUCAAUGCGAAAAUCAUGUAUUCUGUUUACAUGGGUGGCUAUGCUGUUUCGGAUACAUGGAAUCGUCUAUUGCCGGACUUCCAUUUCACGACAUUAGAGGAGUUCUUAGAGAAGUACUACUAG
This is a messenger RNA of Cercospora beticola, 942 nucleotides long. RefSeq lists its product as uncharacterized. The record is from RefSeq and is a predicted model, not a curated record. Lineage: Eukaryota; Fungi; Ascomycota; Dothideomycetes; Mycosphaerellales; Mycosphaerellaceae.